CCCCUUCGCCGCGAGCCAGCCAGCGACCCCCGUCACACCGCGUCAGAGUUAUAUGUACCAUCCUCCCGCCGCGCGCCCGGCCAUGGUCCAAAGUCCAACCUGAGCAAGGCGAACAAACCGCACCCCAAAAAACCAACAAAAGCCUGCGUUUUUUGCCCAAAAUCUCGUGGUUUUCGGUGUGAUUCAUCCCCAACCCAAGGGGAGGCGAAGCGAUGCCCGACGCGAUGCCGGCCUGCUUCCGCGCCGCGGCGGCGCCCGGUGGCCGGGCGUCGGCCGCGGCGUCGUCAGGGUCUUGCUCCGGGGCGGGGACCAGCCUCGCCACGUCGGUCUACGAGACGCGCCUCGGCCUGGCCGCGCUGUCCUGGUCGCGCGCCGCGCUCGGGCUCAGCCUCCGCGCCGUGCUCCGCGUCUCGGCGGGGUCCUCCGUGCCCUCUUCCUCGUCCGACUACGGGUGCGACGACGGCGGCGGGGUGGAGUACGAGGAGGAGGAGGAGGCGACCGUGGCCGUGCGCGUGCGGCCGUGGCUGCUCUGGCGGCGCCGCGGGUCCAAGCGCUUCCGCGUGCGCGACCGCCGGGUGGACCUCGCGUGGGACCUCUCGCGCGCGCGGUUCCCGUCGAACGGGUCGCCGGAGCCGUCCUCCGGGUACUUCGUCGCCGUCGUGGUGGAUGGCGAGAUGGCGGUCGUCGCGGGGGACAUGGCGGAGGAGGCGUACAGGAAGACGAAGGCGCGGCGGCCGCCGGCCCCGGGCCCCGUUCUCAUCUCGCGGCGCGAGCACGUGUCCAUGCGCGACGGGGGCAGCGGCCGCGGGCACAAGACCUGCGUCUCCGUCCGCGGCAAGGAGCGGGAGAUCUCGGUGGAUCUCGUGUCACGGGGGCAGGUGCAGGGAAAUGGGAAGGAGAGGGAGCGGGAGAGGGACAAGGCCGAGGUCGGCAUGUCGAUCUCCGUCGACGGCGAGCGUGUGCUCCACGUCCGCCGUCUGCGCUGGAAGUUCCGCGGCAGCGAGAAGGUGGACCUCGGCGGCGGCGACCGCGUCCUGGUCUCCUGGGACCUCCACAACUGGCUCUUCCCCCAGCGCGAGACGUCGCCAACCGACGCCGCCGCCGCGCUCGCCGUGGUGGCGCCCCCGCCCGCGCACGCCGUGUUCGUCUUUCGAUUCGAGCUCGGCGACGGCGGCGUCGAAGAGCGUGACUCGGCUGAGGCCAAGGAGAAGGAGUUGCUCGACAAGGCCGGGGGAGGCGGCGGAGGCUGGGCAGGCUACGUUGGUAGGUGGGGGAGAGGUGACUGGAGCGAGAGCAGCAGCAAUGGGGAGCAUCGGAGGAAGAGGGGGCAGGCGCGCAGGCUGGCGAAGGCGAGCUCCUCGUCCUCGGCGUCGGUGGCGUCCUCCUCCGCGUCCUGGGCGAGUGGCUCGACGGUCAUGGACUGGGCUAGCCCCGAGGACGCCGAGUUGCAGCGCGGUGAUGGCUUCUCCCUUCUCGUCUACGCCUGGAAGAACUAGUGUGAUACUGUGAUGGGCUAGUGGCUGCCGCGACAACGGCAGCGGCGCUGGAAGCGGCUCGCCAGCAUUGUUUCGAUUGAUGAUUGGUUCCCGAUUCCGCGAGGAUUUCUCUUCCAAUUGUUGUAAGCUGCAAUUGUUCAGCAAUGUUCUUUGUUCAGUUUUGAGUGCUCAACUGACCAAAUCAUUUCUACAAUUACAUCAUUGACAACCAAAGAAAUGAACAGCUAGAUAAACCAUAUUCUGAUCCAGGGUCUAUCCAAAUCAGGUGGUGAAUCGCUAAAUUAUACAAAAUCA
This is a messenger RNA of Phragmites australis (common reed), 1790 nucleotides long. RefSeq lists its product as uncharacterized. Bases 213 to 1496 code for a protein of 427 amino acids. The transcript has a single exon. The record is from RefSeq and is a predicted model, not a curated record. Lineage: Eukaryota; Viridiplantae; Streptophyta; Magnoliopsida; Poales; Poaceae.